CUGACAACAAAGAGAAGCUUGAAAAAGCAACAGGACUGAAAAUGUUGCAGAUUGGCAUGGGGGAGAAAAGCAAGCUGCAGUUUUUGCCCCACCAUGCUGGAGGAGAAGAAGAUGCCACCAAAUUCAUCAUCCUAACGCUCCUCUCCAUUGCUUGCAUUUUUGGGAUCCUUGUGGCUUCUGGGGUCAUCUACUGCCUCCGCCACAGCUCACAUCACAAACUGAAGGAAAAGCUGACCAGCCUGGGCUCCGAUUCUGGGUCGGAUGCUACUGCCGCUUAUCAGGAGCUGUGCCGUCAGCGUAUGGCAGUAAAAUCAUCGGAUCACUCUGAGCCUCUGCAUACUUCUCGUAUCAAUAGCAUAUCUUCUCAGUUCAGCGAUGGGCCCAUCCCAAGUCCUUCUGCACGGAGCAGCACUUCCUCCUGGUGCGAGGAACCGGUCCAGUCCAACAUGGACAUCUCCACUGGUCACAUGAUAUUGUCAUAUAUGGAAGAUCACUUAAAGAACAAGAAUCGUCUGGAGAAAGAGUGGGAAGCCCUUUGCACUUAUCAAGCUGAGCCCAGUGCAACCACCGUUGCUCAUAAGGAAGAAAAUAUCCAGAAGAACCGCUCGCAAGAUGUAGUAGCAUACGACCAUUGCAGAAUAUGUUUGAAAGCUGAAAACAGCCAUGACAAUUCAGAUUACAUCAAUGCAAGUCCAAUUAUGGACCAUGACCCCCGGAACCCUGCUUACAUCGCUGCUCAAGGCCCCUUGCCUUCUACAGUCACAGACUUCUGGCAGAUGGUCUGGGAAAACGGCUGUGUCGUUAUUGUCAUGCUGACACCCCUUGCUGAAAAUGGAGUCAAACAGUGCUACCACUAUUGGCCAGAUGAAGGGUCAAACCUCUACCAUAUCUACGAGGUAAACCUGGUCUCCGAGCACAUAUGGUGUGAGGAUUUCCUUGUGAGAAGCUUUUACUUGAAAAACCUUCAAACCAACGAGACUCGAACCGUGACCCAAUUCCAUUUCCUUACUUGGCAUGACCAGAAAGUUCCUGGUUCCACAAGGUCCCUGCUGGAUUUUCGCAGAAAAGUAAACAAGUGCUACAGGGGUCGUUCUUGUCCAGUAAUUGUUCAUUGCAGUGAUGGUGCAGGAAGAAGUGGAACCUACAUCCUAAUUGACAUGGUUCUCAAUAAAAUGGCCAAAGGUGCUAAAGAGAUUGAUAUUGCUGCUACCCUGGAGCACUUGAGAGACCAGAGACCUGGCAUGGUCCAGACAAAGGAGCAGUUUGAGUUUGCAUUGACAGCGGUGGCUGAAGAAGUCAACGCCAUACUCAAGGCACUUCCACAGUGA
This is a messenger RNA of Gekko japonicus, 1328 nucleotides long. RefSeq names its product protein tyrosine phosphatase, receptor type N2 (gene PTPRN2). The annotation marks the transcript as partial. The record is from RefSeq and is a predicted model, not a curated record. Gene Ontology annotation, cellular component: secretory granule. The transcript is spliced from 12 exons. Gene Ontology annotation, biological process: protein dephosphorylation. Gene Ontology annotation, molecular function: protein tyrosine phosphatase activity. Lineage: Eukaryota; Metazoa; Chordata; Lepidosauria; Squamata; Gekkonidae.